This is a messenger RNA of Phacochoerus africanus (Common warthog), 1489 nucleotides long. It is a transcript of the gene TP53I13, whose product is annotated as tumor protein p53 inducible protein 13. Bases 79 to 1257 code for a protein of 392 amino acids. The record is from RefSeq and is a predicted model, not a curated record. The transcript is spliced from 7 exons. Gene Ontology annotation, cellular component: cytoplasm. Lineage: Eukaryota; Metazoa; Chordata; Mammalia; Artiodactyla; Suidae.
CGGGCGGCGCGGGGGCAGGGCCAGGCUGCGCGCGCUCUCUCGCUUGCUGGGCGACUGGCCGGGCUGGGGCGGGUCGGGAUGGCGCCUCCUCCGCCUCCGCCCCAGCUGCUGCUCCUGGCAGUGCUGGUGGGGCUCCUGUGUCCCAGUGAGGUGGUGGCUGAGCUGGCGGAGGAGGCGGGAGCCCGUUGUCCCGAGGGCCUGUGGCCUCUGCCCCCACAGGUGUCCCCAAGAGUGACCUACACACGGAUGAGUCCACAGCAGGCCAAGGAUGUCAGCUUCCUCUACCACCCCUGUGCCCACCCUUGGCUGAAGCUCCAGCUUGCCCUCCUGGCUCACAUUUGUGUGGCCCAGCCCUCACUGGCGCCUGACCCCAGCCUCACUCAGGAUCGGCCCCUGGUGCUGGCAGCAUGGGGGGUGGUGCUGGAGAUGGCAUGGGUCGAGCCAGCCUGGGCUGCCCGUUGGCUGAAGAGGAGGAGGCGGCGGAAGCAGAGGAAGGAGAAGGCAUGGUUGCGUUCUGACAGCUUUUCUGGGUCCUCUCCCUUGGUGCCAGUGCCCAGCAGAGGGAGGCUGUGCAGGAGAGGGUGUGUGCAGGCCCUGGCUUUGGCCUUUACUCUGAGGAGCUGGCGGCCCCCAGGCGUAGUGGCAGCAUCCAGAGUGCCUAGGCAGCUCUCCCCUGGUGGAGCCAAGAGACGUGGGCUGCGGGCUGCCUUUGGUCUCCAGCCCACCCCCUCCGCCCUCUCUGUUUCCCCACUGAGCUUAGAGGCCAAGCAGCCCAUGUUGGGACCCCAGGGUGAAGAUAAUGCUCCACCUGUGCCCACUGGCACCCUCCUGCCUGGGGGUCCUGGGGGCCUUGGAGGCAGUAUUAGCUCCAGGCCGGAGGCUCAGAUGCCCAAAGGGCAGAGCAGCCCAGGGGGCUGUGCCUGUCCUAGUCUGGCUUCUCCGGCCCCUCGGGCAGCAGCGCCUCCUCGGGCAGCCCGGGGUCCCACGCCGCGCACGGAGGAGGCCGCCUGGGCUGCCAUGGCCCUGACCUUCCUGUUGGUGCUGCUCACCCUGGCCACGCUCUGCACUCGGCUGCACCGGAACUUCAGGCGAGGGGAGAGCAUCUACUGGGAACCCACAGUCGACAGCCGGGACACAGUGGCUGCUGUGCUGAAGCGGAGGCUGCUGAUGCCCCCUCGUCGGGUGAAGCGCUCCCGCCGGAGACCCCUCCUCCCACCCACGCCGGACAGCGGCCCAGAUGGGGACAGCUCCGAGUGACCUGCCCCACCCCUGCCACUGUGGCAGGUCUGGCUCCUCCCGCUGGGAGGCACUGCGCACAAGGUCGCCCCCUGGUGGCCCGAUGGAGCAGUCCUGCCUAAGCCCGCGAAGGGGCUGGUCCGGUGUGUGGUUUGCUGGGAGGGGGUGGGGGUGGGGGCGUUGGAAUGCCAAGGAGCCCUUUCAGCCUCCGUUGUGAAAACUCCGUUUUCCUUAUUAAAUUAUUUUAAUAGAG